AUGACAGUCCAGACAUGGCAAGAAAACUUUGACACCAAAUUCGACAAGAUUUGCCAAGAGUUCUGGAGCCACUUAAAGAGCUGCACCCGACACCCUGCCUUCUAUGCAGCUCAGGAGAACCAGAUAGCUGUGGUGACUCCUCCAUCUACAUCCAGACAUAAGGUCCAAUUGAAGCACUGUCAAGCAAACCAUGCAGCAGCACAGAGGGGUUCCCGUAACACGCCCCACCCUGUCAGCUGUCGCACACCAGAGCAGAGACAAAGGCCACAGCUCAUGCACAACCGUAGCAGCCAAGGACCGAUGUGGAUCCAAAGCUACAGCACAUUGAUCGCUACCCACCGCCAUCUUGCCCCCGUUUGGAGCUCCGUGAAGGGCCGACUUCCCAAGUGCAAACCCCAUGAUCAGGCAGUCUCUGUUCGCUAG
Pelobates cultripes (western spadefoot toad) is the source of this 423-nucleotide messenger RNA. The record is from the annotation of a GenBank genome assembly. Lineage: Eukaryota; Metazoa; Chordata; Amphibia; Anura; Pelobatidae.